AUGGAUUUCGUCCAGGUCCUAGAGAAGGCGCUUUUGGGCACAGAUGCGCAGGCGCGCGCUGAAGCCGAAACUCAACUGAAAGAUGCCGCCCGCGACCAUUUUGUGCCAUAUAUGGGGAUGCUGACCACGGUACUUGCCGACACUAAUAACCGCAUCGAUGUGCGCGUUUUGGCAGCAAUCGCGCUCAAAAACGAGCUCGUUGCGAAAGAUUUGCGGACCAAAGAAAGUAAAGCGCAGCGUUGGAUUGCUAUUGAUCAAGGUGACAAGGCGCAGAUCAAGCGAAGUGCUCUGGAGGCUCUGACAACGCCCUCAGAGCGGGUCGCAAGCGCGGCAGCCCAGCUUGUGGCUGCUAUUGCUGAUAUUGAGCUGCCCUUGGGCCAGUGGCAAGAGCUUCCUGGUCUGCUUGUUGAAAGCACGAAACCAGAGGUACCGGACAACGUCAAAAAGGCAAGUCUGAUAGCCAUCGGAUACAUUUGUGAAACCGCUGAUCCCAACAACCCGGCAGUUGUAUCCCAAAUGGAUGGUUUACUCACUGCUAUUAUUCAAGGCGCUCAGAAAUCUGAGCCUAAUGAAGUGGUGCGGUUUGCUGCCAUGGAGGCUUUGGUCAACUCGUUGGAUUUUGUGAAAAACAAUUUCGCCAACGAGUCUGAGCGUAACUUCAUCAUGCAGGUCAUCUGCGAAGCAACUGAGGCCUCGUCGCCUGAGUUGCAAUCUUGUGCUUUCAACGCUCUAAGCCGUACUAUGCUAUUGUACUAUGAGUAUAUGCGCCCCUACAUGGAGCAGGCGUUGUUCAGUUUGACGGUUGCUGGCAUGAACUCCAGUAAUGAUAUGGUCGCUUCUAUGGCUGUCGAGUUUUGGUCCACUGUAUGCGAAGAGGAAAUUGAGAUAAUGCUAACAGAAGCUGAAGCAGAGACUUCCCAGAUCGCCCUGCCUGCCAACGCACGUCAAAAUUUCCACUUUGUCAACACUGCUUUGGAUAAGAUUCUCCCUACUCUGCUCUCGCUCCUCACUAAAAAAGAUGAGGAUGCAGAUGACGAUGAGUGGAGUGUUGCGAUGGCGGCUGGUGCUUGUCUGACUCUGCUGGCCCAAAAUGUUCGCAACGCUGUUAUACCUGUGACGUUGCAGUUCGUCGAGGCAAAUCUCUCCUCGUCAAAUUGGGCUAACCGCGAUGCCGCAAUUAUGGCAUUUGGCUCUAUUUUGGAUGGUCCCGACCCUAAUAGCCUUCGUCAACUAAUUCAGCAGGCCCUACAGCCGUUGCUAUCACUUAUGAAUGAUCCGAGUACGCAUGUCAAAGAUACCGUUGCUUGGUGCCUUGGGCGCAUUGCCGAUUCAGUGGUCUCUGCAAUUGAUGUAGAAAAGGACCUUCCACCUAUGAUCCACGCGCUUUUGGCCGGUCUCCAAGACGCCCCUGGAGUCGCAACUAACUGUUGUUGGACAAUCAUGAACUUGUCCGAGCAGUUGUCGGUGACAGGUGAUCCCACUUCCCCUCUGGCUCAGUUUUAUCCUCAGCUUAUCACUUCUCUUUUGCAGUCGUCGGCUCGUUCUGACAACGAAAACAGCGCUCGAACAUCAGCAUACGAGGCUCUUAGCACCCUGGUGGUGUUCGCCACCGUUGACGUCGAAAAUUUAGUUCUUGAGCUUUCCGGCGCUGUGUUGGAACGCCUACACGCCACAUUUGCAAUGCAACACCAGAUCGUCAGCGGUGACGACAGAGCUAGUCUCGAAGAGCUUCAAGUUAAUUUGUUGGGGCUGUUGACCAAUAUCAUUCGCAGAGUCGGCAGUAAGGUACAGUCUGGUGCUGAUCAGCUCAUGACCAUGUUCCUUGAGCUUUUGCAAAACAAACUACCCAACAGUUUAGUCGAGGAAGACGUCUUUAUUGCUGUUGGUGCAGUUGCAGGCGCUAUUGGCCCAGCAUUCGAACCCUACGCAACGGCUUUUGUUGCAUUCAUCGUUAACGCGUUGAAGGAGCCAGACUUGCCAUCAUCCAGCACGGCCGUUGGGCUUAUUGCUGAUAUCUCUCAUGCCUUGGGUCCUGCAAUGUCGGGCUAUGUACCUAUGUUUAUGGCUGAGCUCCUCACAAUUCUUCAGAACAACGAUGUUCGCCGCGAGAUCAAGCCGGUUGUACUCUCUUGUAUCGGCGAUAUUGCAUCGAGUGUAGGUGGCGCUUCUUUCGAGCCCUAUCUUGUUCCUGUCCACCAAAUUCUCGUUCAGGGCGCCCGACUAGAGCUCACGGCUGAUAUGCCUACCGAUACUGUCGACUAUAUUUUGACCUUGCGCGAUGCCAUCCUUGACGCAUAUGUUGGUAUCACGGUAGGUAUGCGCGAGACACCGCACAAGAUCCAACCCAUAAUCCCUGAUAUUCUUCAGUUCCUGCAUCUUGUUUCUCAGGAGCCCGAGUUUAUCAUGUCCGAAUCGUCUGUUCGGUCGGCAGUUGGUCUAAUCGGUGACAUCGCAUCCAUGUACCCCAAUGGUGAAUUCCGUGAGAUGCUUCAACAGCAGUGGAUUUCAGACGUCAUCAAGAAAGCUCGUGAUAAGAGCUACGGCAAAACCACACGCGACAUGGCUAAAUGGGCUCGUGAGCAGCAGAAGCGUCAGCUCUAA
Wickerhamiella sorbophila is the source of this 2601-nucleotide messenger RNA. Its product is annotated as Importin subunit beta-1. NCBI's taxonomy places the organism in Eukaryota, Fungi, Ascomycota, Dipodascomycetes, Dipodascales, Trichomonascaceae. Gene Ontology annotation, cellular component: nucleus; cytoplasm. The transcript has a single exon. Gene Ontology annotation, molecular function: nuclear import signal receptor activity; small GTPase binding. The record is from RefSeq and is a predicted model, not a curated record. The coding region runs from base 1 to 2601 and encodes 866 amino acids. Gene Ontology annotation, biological process: protein import into nucleus.